Molecule: messenger RNA, 2431 nt
Organism: Nymphaea colorata (pocket water lily)
Lineage: Eukaryota; Viridiplantae; Streptophyta; Magnoliopsida; Nymphaeales; Nymphaeaceae
Product: putative zinc transporter At3g08650
Exons: 6
Coding region: 226-2034 (602 amino acids)
Biological process (GO): zinc ion transmembrane transport
Cellular component (GO): membrane
Molecular function (GO): zinc ion transmembrane transporter activity
Source: RefSeq, a predicted model, not a curated record
AACGUCAAAACUCCUGGCCGCGGGGAAGGGGCCAAAUGGCGGGAAGCAGCGCCGGGAAACCACCGAUUAGCUUCGAACCCUUCACUAUGUGGUUUUCCGGCUUCUGAAACAUCAGACAUCCUGUCGCCGGCAAGCACGAGGGCUUUGAUACUUGAGGAGGAUUAAAUCCGUUACUAAAUUUGUUUAUAUCAAAUUCAUGAUUUACUGUUGCGCUCUUGGAAGACAAUGGGAUUAGUAUUUGGAAGAGUCUUUGUGUCAUGGGUGGUUCUUCUACUAUUAUUUUAUUCUGCACUGGCAGAUUCCACAUCCAAAAGCUUCAAUUCAAAGAGACUGCUGGAAGUCCAGUCGCGUAAAAAAGUUGUCUCACCGCCUAAUAUAUAUUUGGGAGCUUCUUCUGGAAGCGGGUCUGCAACAGAGCCUCUUAAGAGCAUUUCUGAUGCUUCUAAUAGACUCAUGGAGAAGAACACCAAAGUGGCGGUGUCAACGGUUGCUUGGUUGACCCUGAUGAUGGCUGCUGCAAGUGGCUUGGGUGCGGUCCCGUUCUUCUUUGUGGAACUAGAGCCUCACUGGGCAGGUGCGUGCAAUGGCAUCGCUGCAGGAGUGAUGCUAGCAGCAAGCUUUGACCUUGUGCAGGAGGGGCAGGAAUACGGUAGCGGCAGCUGGGUGGUAAUUGGGAUCCUUGCAGGAGGCAUUUUCAUCUGGCUAUGUAAGAAGUUCUUAGAGCAAUAUGGUGAAGUAAGCAUGUUGGACAUUAAAGGUGCUGAUGCUGCAAAGGCAGUUCUUGUGAUUGGAAUAAUGACACUUCAUUCUUUUGGCGAGGGCUCAGGUGUUGGGGUCUCCUUUGCUGGCUCGAAGGGACUUUAUCAAGGUCUUUUGGUAACAUUAGCUAUAGCUGUACAUAACAUUCCUGAAGGUUUAGCUGUGAGCAUGGUACUUGCAUCAAGAGGAGUUUCAGCAAGGAAUGCAAUGUUGUGGAGCAUAAUUACAUCAUUGCCUCAGCCCAUUGUAGCUGUUCCGGCUUUUAUGUGUGCUGAUGCUUUCCACAAAGUCCUUCCUUUCUGUACGGGCUUUGCUGCUGGCUGCAUGAUCUGGAUGGUAAUGGCAGAGGUGCUUCCUGAUGCAUUCAAGGAAGCGCCUCCCUCGCAAGUGGCAACAGCCGCUACAAUCUCUGUAGCCUUCAUGGAAACACUAAGCACAGUUUUUGAGACAUUCAGCAAGGGAUACAGCUCAGAGCACGUUUACGGAUUCUUGGUCUCCCUUCUUUUUGGUCUCGGCCCAUUGAUAGGUGGUGCCACUUUGGUUGCUGUAGCCAUCAGCUUCUACCUCCAACAUUCUUUCCUUACAGGUGUCUCCUCAGGAAUUGCCUUCAUCCUGGCUGCCUGGCGACCUCUACAAUUGUUGGCCGGUGGAAAAAUGGAAUUCUCUGUUGUCUUGAUUCUACUAGCCUCAGGUUCAGCCCUGUUCCAUGUAUCAACAGCAGGCAUCCUGAGGCUAGCCCGGUGCAAGACCUCCAAAGGGAGCCUAGCACCAUCAGGAUUCCCCAUCAGUGCUUUGACGCUACAGGCAUUCCUUGCAUGUGGAACUAUAGCCCUUCAUGCACUUCCUGAGGGCCUUGCUCUGGGUGUGGCUGCCCCGAAAGCUUAUGGUCUAGGGCGGCACAUGGUUCUGCCCGUCUCCUUGCAUGGGCUUCCUCGUGGUGCAGCAGUAGCAAGCUGCGUGUAUGGCGCCACGGGUAGUUGGAGAGCUGCAGUUGCUGCUGCGGCAUUGACAGGUCUUGCUAGUCCAACAUCUGCCAUUGGUGCAAUACUAGCAGGCUUAAGCUAUAAAGGCCUCGAUCAUUGGAUGGUACUCGCAUGUGGCGCCCUCCUCCCCAGCUUCGGGAGCAUUCUCCAACGGGUCAUCAGAUUGGAACCUGCCAAGAGUAUAUUUGGGCUUCUAAUGGGUUUAUCAUUCACUUUCUUGUGCCUUACCAGCACGAAGCUCGUCUGCGUGCGAACUCCCUACUGUAAUUCUGCUCCUGCAGCUGUUACAUGAGAGGAUGUUGGCCGAGAUGAAGUUGAUCAUAUAUCAAAUAGGAAACAGGAGGUUGGCAUACAAGAUUAUGUCCAUCUUGAAGACAUUGAAGGGCAUGUGAGAGCUGGGUCCUGUUUCUAUUGUAACUUCCACCAGUGUUGUUUACUUGUAAAGAAGAUUACAGGAGUUGUAGCUUAUGCGGAUCCACAUUAUCAAUAAUACUCUUCCAACUGUCUGCACGACAAGGGCCCUGUACAGGUUAUUGGGAGGGUUUGCUUAAAGCCUUCUUAAAUUGAUCGUCUAGAGCUUAUCCGAGGUGUGCUUUAUUUUUGUCUCAAAAAAUGAAAAAUGGGAAGUUCUUUUAUGCACAAAGAAAGGGCACUUGCAAGGGGCAACUGAAACAAGGCAUGGUAAAGGU